Messenger RNA from Varroa destructor (honeybee mite), 7593 nucleotides. RefSeq names its product ankyrin repeat protein mann-cup (gene m-cup). Gene Ontology annotation, molecular function: protein binding. The record is from RefSeq and is a predicted model, not a curated record. NCBI's taxonomy places the organism in Eukaryota, Metazoa, Arthropoda, Arachnida, Mesostigmata, Varroidae.
GGGCGAAUUCAAAGGAUUCGCGACGUCAUAUCCUGCCGGAAGUAAGCUCCUUUGCUUGACGGGCAUCUAGUCAACAGCGUUUAUUCAGGGAGCCAUCAGUGAACUGCAGCAGUUAGUGAUCAGCUGGAGGUGGGGAACACAAGCGUCGCGACAGAGGUGUGAGUUGACGAAAAUUCGUUUACUAUCAGUUCUACUGUAAUCUCUGUUGAGAGAGGCUACCCACUCAUACGAUCACGAUUGGAUCAGGUUAACCUGCUCAGAGGAUUCGUCAGCUAAUCCAGAAUAGCUACCUCCCUCAGUGGUACAGUGGUGCGAGUGUAGCUGGCUCUAGUCAGUGUGGUGUUUCAAUAGGCUGAUAGUAAACUGAAAUAUUAAUUUUUCAGUAAGCGAUUUGUUGGGCCCGUUGUUGCUGGUUUCGACGGGCCACCGUGACUCGCGUGCACCAAGAAUUGACUUCUAGUACACGUCUUCACGCACAUCGAUUGAGGAAUCUAGGGAUAUCCGUUCAUAAAAGGGACCACUAUGUGGCUGACAGGCAAAAAUGAUCGCAGUCAACAGCGGGACCACAUCUUUAAAGAGGUCAUACUGGAGGUGCGACAAGCUACUCCGAGCAGUCGGCUAAGCCCAGCGCUGCGUCACAAACUUGAGCGAUUUUCCCUGCAGGAACGCAGCCAGCUUGUGAAUCGAGUACGUGAUGGCUGUACACCUCUAUUCACGGCCGCUAAGAAGGGUGUUGUUGAGAUCGUGCGCUACCUAUUGGAGAUGUGCGGAGCAAAUUCGGAACAGCGCGGCAUCUACGAAGUACCGUUCGAUCGCACAAUGCACUAUGUGACGCCUUUAUGGUGCGCUGCCGUUGUGGGCAAGAUUGAGGUUUGUCGUAUAUUAGUCGAGCACGGAGCGGACGUUAAUACAGUGUCGGACACAGGCUCCACGGCUGUUCGUUCAGCUUGCUAUAUGAGUAACAUUGACGUCGUACAGUUCCUCGUCGGCCAGGGCGCCGACGUGAAUCGGCCAAAUCAGAAUGGCGGAACCUGCCUUAUCAACUCUGUGCAAUCAAUCGAGCUGUGUCAGUUUUUGAUUGAUAAGGGAGCUGAUAUCAACGCACGAGAUUCCCAGUUUAAGACCGCACUGCACUAUGCUGUUCAAGAGGAUCGAGUCGAAACGACUAAGCUUUUGCUGAGUUAUGGAGCUGAUCACACAGCGUGUAGCAAACAUGGUGACGAUGUCUUGCAAACUGCGUGUCUGAAGGGAAGUGCCAACAUUGCUGAGUACCUUAUUGACACGAUUGAUUACCCACCACAUCGGGUGGCUGACGCCCUAGAGCUGCUUGGAGCAACUUACCUCGAUGAGAAUCAUGACAAGACGAUGGCACUCGGUUACUGGCGUCGUGCUGUUGCCUAUCGGGAGGCGCAUAACAUCAAGAAGAUCAUCACAGACCCACCUAAAGAAGUAUUUCUUAAUCGAGUGCCUUUCAGAACGUUCGAUGACGUAAACGCUUUAGCUAACGACAUGGAUGAAAUGCGUCUGCAGAGUCUGCUGGUCAACGAGCGGGUGCUGGGUCCGAGUCAUAAGGACUCUAUUUUUCGGCUAAUGUAUCGGGGAGCCGCUUAUGCUGACAGCAUGCAGCAUCAGCGGUGCAUUGAUCUCUGGAAAUACGCCGUAGAGAUUCGGCUGAGUAAGGAUACUGUGCUACAUAAUGAGACCUGUGUUGCUCUCCAAUCGUUAACAAAAAUACUAUUCGACGCUCAUGAUAAGCAUGCCUCGGGCGUAUUCGACGAGCCUGUGAAGUUUCGCGACGUAGACUUCUUACUUGAGAAAUUGCUGCAAUGUUUUCCGUCCGCUAUAGAGCAGUUACAACAGCGACCCGUUUUCCGUAAGCAGCAAGAAAAUUGGGAUCGAGUGCUCAAGGUUCUUAUUCAUCUUCUACAUUUAGCUGAGGUAUUGGCAAAGAUGUCUUCACAAAAAAGCAACCUGCUACGCUUGGCACGAAAACUCGUCGUACUUAAUCCGAGAAUGACAAACGGCAAUUCUCUGCUGCACAUGGCCGUUGGAAAGGUCGACAGCCUGCAGCAACCGUACUUCGAGGACCAUCGUCAGCAGCAACAGCAUAUCUUCCCAGACCCAGUUACAACACGCAUGCUAUUGCAAGUCGGCGCUAAUGUUGAGGCCGUGAACGAGGAUGGAUCUACACCGCUGCAUACGGCAUCGCUUAGAGUCAACUAUCGUGAAGAGAUUGUCCGGAUGCUGUUAGACGCGGGCGCACAUAUUGACCGAACAAAUAAGCAAGGCAACCAGCCAUACAGAAUGCUCGGGGGCAAUCAGGAAUGUCGAAUUAAAGUUGCUGAACUUAUCACGCUCAAGUGCCUGGCAGCAAGCAAGGUGAAGUCCAACCACCGAACCUACGAAGGCCUUAUUCCGAAAUCGUUGGAGGAGUUCAUCCGGAUUCAUUGAGGGACUAGAGAACAGCAACGGACCAUCUCGGACUCGAAUAAUAUUUCUUUAAAGCACAAAAACCAAAAAAAUCGACUACAACAAGAAGAAACGAAGACAAAUAGACCCAAUAAAAACGUCGGAGAAGCCACACCGUUUGUUUGUAUCAACGUUUGCCAGUGUUUGGACCGUUUGCACUCGGCUUAAUGAAUUGGAAAAUGUGGAGUGCAGUUCUUUCAUCACUGACUACUUACACACAAGCACAAAGAAAGGUGAUGAAUGUAACUGAUGCUUGGAUGAUGGACGUGAUUGUUAUAGCUCAUACAUCAUCAUGGUCAUCAGGCGUAGCAGAUCUUCCAGGUGUGUGCUAUACAAUUCGUGGAUGUACUUAGUUUUUGUGCAGACUUGUGCCGCUUCUAAGAGCCAUCAAAGGCGCGGUAGCCCUACCAUCUGCACGUUCCCGUCAGGGAACGAUUUCCCGUUUCGUCGAUCCUCAUUUCGCAGCCAGCACUUUUUUGCCAAGGAAACUGUAUGGUGGUAUUGAGUUAAUCGAAUACGGGGAAACACCACCAAGUGUGGGACAUAAGGAAGUAAACGCGGAGGGCUUCCACCAAUAUUCGUAGGUGCUCCACAGAUUGAAAGAACAUAUUAAUGAUCACGAUCAAGAGAACGGAUCUUGAAAAGUCUCAUACACGAUUGGAUUCAAGGGCAGAUUUUGUGGCAAAACGAAGAUCGUGCAGUUCUCGUUGGCGGGCAGCCAGUCAUCUGGACAUACAGUAACGUGAAUUUUACGCCUGCACUGCCGUUGUAAGCAAUGUCGUCUUCAUCUGCCGAUAAUCGGUGCGACGUGGAAUCAAUCAGCGAAGUCUACAUGGAAUAAAGUUACCUGUGCUUGAGGUGAACUCUAGAAUAGGUUCGACAGAUGUUGGGAGAAUUCAACGGCAUCGCAAACACAGCCAAAGAAGGGAGCCCGUUGGUCUGCGCAGCACCGCGUCUUGCUUUUCUGCUGCUACCGCUGCUGUUUAUGCUGUCUCGAUUGCGUUGCCGUUAUUGUCUACCAAACAUCGCCAUGGCGGUUCUCCUAUACGAAAUCUCGGUAAUGUCUCAACAAAUAUUCGUAUGUGGAUAGAAGGAUCCAAUUGGAACGGUCGGCAGAAAACCUCGUAAAAUGAUGAUAGAUCAUUUUUACGAUUACUUACACGCGUAAAUUUUCGAACGUAUGGCAAUUAGGAGCAAGCACUGAUAGGAACAUUUAUCAGAAUAGUGUUCUAAUAAUAAUUGCAAAUACAAACUCAAAUUUUAAGCUGUGUCAACCAUUUAUUGCUAAAAUUUACAGAGAACAAGCAAGUGACUCAACGGUGUUGCCAUCCAGGCAAGCGAUCCAGGCAGGCGAUCCAGGCUGUCUGGAUCGACUCGAAAUCGAGUCGUAUAAAAUAGUGCUUUCCUGUUCAAUACUGUAGUAAUAAACGCAUUGUAUUCCAGCAGCAAGUCUCAUAACUGAUCUACUGAGCACCGCGGAGGGGUUAAUUAUCACAACAAUAUAUAUAUAUCAUACUAAGCAUUCUGAAUUAAAUGAGUGAGCAAAUACACGACAGAAAAGUCGAAGUAUAUGAAUAUUUACGUUAACGAUUUAUUUUAAGUUAAUUGCAUCUUUAUUGAAGAAAUAAGAAGCAAUCAUUUUAACGAAGUAAGUUUAUAGGCAUCGAUUUUUAAAUUACAAAUCGCACGCGUAAUGUUUUUGUUUACUUCAAAGGGCAGUGAAUGUUCGUCUUGCUUUUUAAUCAGCUCGUUUAGAUUCGAGUAAGCUUCACCUAUUCAUUCCUUGAGAGAAAACAUCAUUUAUUUCAAAAUUAUUUUUAGUAAAAAUAAAUUAGUAAAUUGUUGGUAGGCAAAAGGAGGGGAUCAACUGCUGUGAAAGGUAUGAGACGAUGCGCUUGUUGAUACGGCUCUGACACGAGCUGCAAUAUAUUUCAAAUUAAUGAACCAAAUAUCAAACAAAAGUCAUAGGUCUGUUAGUAAUCCUUAGAUGACUUGCUUCCAUGUCCAUCGACUAUUGAACAUUAGUUUAUUUUAUACAUAUGUUAUAGCGUACAAUUGUUUCUCGUACUUUCUAGCUUGCCGUCAGAACUCGUAUAGUAAAAUAGAGGAAAGCCUAAUUAACCUAUGCUUGUUGCCGCUUCGUUUCAUGCUCCUGUUAGGCGCAACGAAUAUGAAUACCAUAUCGAUAGCAUAUAAUGGAACACGUGAAUGCCUUAGCUAAAUAUCUAAUACGCACUAGUCUUAUUAGAAAUAGCUUAAUUUUGAUUUAAAGCUCUAAUUCUGAUAUUAUAACACACUAGUCAAACCACAUAGAUAUUGUAGUUAAACAACGGUCACUCAAUAUAGCGGCCGCAACUAUAUAACUGUAAUCUGUUAGCUUUCGCCGCGCUCUCCCUACGUAUACUCAUGGCGCAGGGAGGAGAAAUGAAAAGACCGCCAGAUGGAACUAGUGUCGCGGUAUUGCUACUAGCUAACUUCAGUUCUCUGUUUCCCUCUUUUCCCACCGAAUGAUAUUUAGAUCGUGGGUUGGAAAAGUUUAUUUUUGUUAGUAUUCCAUUCUUUGUUUUCGGAUUUGCCAAUAAAAUUUUUUUAAGAAUAUUCGGAAUUGUUAGAGUUCUUUUUUCGAAUUUUCCGAAAUGGUUUCGAGUAUUUAGAUGAUUGUCAGUUUGUAAAUGGUAAGACAUCAUUCCCGAAACGACGAUACUACAGUUACUUCGAAGAGAUCAGCAGAGUUUCAAGGAAACUGCCUGUUUUCACCAAAUGUUUGUCGCUUCAGAGAAAUUGCUAUAGUUUCAAAGAAGUCAUAUAUAUAGCUUCAGUGUUGAUAAUUUCACUAGCCCCAAAAAAGAAAAAAGCCUGUAAAGUGUGACACGGUUAACGGUUGUGAAAAAUCUGUUCAUUUUUUUAUCAUACAAAAAUAACUGAAAAAAUACUCGAAGGCAGUAUAGCGGAUUAAUUUGUGAAGAUCAAAUAGUGCUGACAAUCCCAAAAAACCUUAAUUGCAAGAAUAUAAAAAAACACUGUACUUUUUAGAGGUUCAAUUUAGUUUUCUGAACUAUGUUCUGAACAAGAGUUCUGAACUGUGAUAAUUCAAAUCAGUUUAUCGAAUAUGCACGAUAUCCAGAUUAUAUUGUUUGUCAUGUUUUUAACAUCAUGUCAUUUAAGUGACCGCCUCGCACUUUCCUUGAAAAGCUUCAAAUGAAACAAGCAAUUUUUUAUAUCUCCAAUUGUACAAAGCUUAGGCUUAGUUCUACGCUUUGGAUUCUUUUCCACAGGCAAAAAUUAAGUUAACGCAAAUAAUUAACGCAAUGGUACGCGUAAUACACGGAAGGUGGCAUGUUUAUCAAAAUUCUGCUUUAAUGACUUAUAAAGUUCCGAGUGCUCAAUGACAAGUGACACUUUUUUUAUUGGCACCAUAUAUUUUCUACAUCAGACUCACUCAGUUUCAGCCACAGAAAGUCCCUUAAUGUGUUUUUUUAAGAUGUAUAGUUAAUGCCUUGAACACUUGUAAAAGUGAAGCAAAAACGGCCCGAUGACAUCUGCCACAACUAUUUCAACUCCAUAAUGUAGUUCCUCAUAAACGUGAUUCUCCUACGUCCGUAUGUAAUCAUUUUGGCUAUUCGCUAAUCUAGUGGCGUCUAGUUGCCCUAACAGGCCUUCAGCAACUGCAAUAAGAACUUCAUUCGUGUGAAGUAAGCUAAAAUCCAUGGGUGCUUACGGCACGGAGUUACGGAUUUAGACCUGGUCCUUUCAAGCCUUUCCAUAAAGCAAAGCAAAAAGGUCUAGGAAAAUGCAACAUGCCUACUGUGCACUUGAUUUUAUCUUUAGCAUUUAAAUCACGCCGAUCUAUUCUGGAAUGAAUGAUCCUAUAUAUUGGCUGGCUUAGAUAAAUUUAUUGUAUAAUAGUCUUAGACAAUACUUGAAUUGACCCACAAAGGCCGAUAUUACCCGCUGCCACGUUUUACUUAUGUAGACAUUCAUUAAAUAGAAUCAUGCGAUUUUCCCGCGUUUUGACAUAUCUGCAGACUUAGAUCUAUUUUGCAAAAGAACUGGCAGUGAACGUAUCGUUAUAAGUAACUCUAACUAAUUCAAUUUUUUUGCUUAGUAUAGUGAUUAAAUAGUUCGUGGAUAUAAACAGCACUACCGACAAAACAGUACAGCCAAAUGGAGGCUACAAGACGAUCUAGCACAGUAAAAGAAGCAACAUUUCGAAAUAGUAAAAACAACUCUAAGCAAAUAAUCGCUAAACCUAUUGCCAGGUGUUCUUUCAAUCAAUAUUGCGGCUUAUAACUUACCAUAAGCUUUAUACUGUCGCGACGUCGAUGACUGCCAAUAUAGCUUCAUUUUAUUUAACCACUCAGGUUCAUACAGUAACUUGCUAGCAGAUAUCUUCUUUUUAUAAUAUUACGGAGGAUAUAUCGGUAACUGACAACACACCCAGAAGCCCUGUGCAUAAAGCAGGAAGCUAAUCGAUAUUCAAUCAUCUGCGAGAUAUCAUUGAAAGGAACCCAAUCAUAUGAGCGGUCAUUGAUUUUGUCCCCUAAUCGGUAUUGCAGUGAUAUAAAAGCGAAUUCUUUUUUUUGCAAUAAAAGAAAGUCAGAUAUGGAAGCUUUCUAUUUUCUUCUCAGCCUAGAAAUCGUUCACUCGAAACUAAAUUUUUAUGAAAUGAUGAUGCUAUUUAUUACUUGUUUAUUCAUUGCGUUUGUGCAGAACAACAAUAAUAGAAAAACCUUAUGGCUAGCCAGCUAGAAUGUUUGUGUCAUAUAUAGGUGCAUGGCCCGAGUGUGCACACUCACCUUCACUUCAAUCGAAAUCAUGAUUGAAGAAACAUAAGUAUACACAAACAUAUGGGGCUAAAAGACAAUGUCGAUCUCGUUAUUCGUUAGACCGGGAAAGUAGCAGAUAAACGUUCACGAACAGCGCUUUCGUCAGUCCACUUGCAGCACUUUCAUCGGUAGUCAUUGUGCUGCUUUCAAUCACAACACUGUCUGGUCGCUAACACGAAUGACAAGUAUUUACUUUAUUGUAUAAAAUGAAGUUAUGAAUUUUUGAUCCGCAUUAUUUGUCCGAAUGAUCGUGGCAGCCAUACAGUCCAGCGUUACCCGUCGAAAAGAUCAUCGUAUC